AUGGCAGAGCAAGGACGAACUUUGUCCUUCCAGAAGGGGAACUACACUGUAAUAAGGUUUUACCUUCGGUGUUAUCGCUUUGUCAUUGGGAUGGUCUUUGCCAUAAAUGAAAUUAAUCACACUCCAGAACUACUGCCUAACACUACACUGGGAUUCCACAUUUUUGAUACUUGCUUUUCAGAAACCCGAGCAUUAGAGGCUGCAAUGUGGUUAUCCUCUGGAGAACAGGACUCUAUUCCCAACUAUCAUUGUCCAUCCAAGUCUGUAAUCCCUGCAAUUAUUGGAGAUGGAGUUUCACAAUGUGCACUUCCUGUUGCCAGACUGCUUGGACUCUAUAAAUUCCCACAGAUUGGCCAUGGCUCAACCCUUAGGGUCAGUGAUAAGGCAGAAGUUCCUUCAUUUCUUGCUGUUAGCCCAAACAUCAAGUACCAGUCCACUGGGAUUGCUCAUAUGUUAAUUCACUUCAGGUGGACAUGGGUUGGUGUUGUUGCUUCUGAUAAUGAAUAUGGAAUUGUAGGAAGCAUGGAGUUUAAACAGGAGUUUCAGAGUGCAGGGGGAUGUGUGGCUUUUCUUGAAAUUAUUCCCAUUCACAACUCCAUGGAACGGACAAAGAAAAUUGCAGAGAUCAUUAAAAAAUCAACAGUGACUGUAGUUGCUUUAUUUUCAACAACAGAGAAGAUAAACCCUUUAAUAGAGGAGCUAUAUGCCCUGAAUGUUACUGGAAAAGUGUGGAUUGCUUCAGUUUCUUGGCCAAGUGGUGAGGAUUUUUAUAACAUUAAAGUACAAAAAAUCGCCAAUGGCACCUUGGCAUUUAAUUAUCACAGGGGUCAAAUUAAUGGACUAAAAGAAGCUCUCUACAGUGUUCAUCCAUUAACCUCUCCGAAUGACAUAUUUAUAAUAUCUUUCUGGGAGAAUGCAUUUAAUUGUAGGUGGCCGUAUAACAAUGGUGCUUAUGCAACAGGGCAAAGAGAGUUAGUAAUGAAUAAAUCAUUUUGUACAGGGACAGAAAAGCCUAGCUCUCUGGAAAAUGCCUUCUAUGAUGUCAUCAAUUUUAGGUACACCUACAAUGUCUAUAAUGCUGUAUAUACAGUGGCACAUGCUCUCCACAUUCUUUACUCCUGUACACCUUCCAGUGGACCUUUUAUUAAUGGAUCCUGUGCUACUUCAAAGGAGAUCCUUCCAUGGCAACUUUUUCAUUAUGUGAGGAAUGUUCAUUUUAAAAAUCGAGCUGGAGAUGAAGUGUUUUUCAACGAUAAUGGUGAAGGACGUUCUCGAUAUGAUGUUAUAAACUGGCAAGUGUUAUCCGAUGGAACAGUAAGAAAUCCUACUGUUGGCAUUUAUGAGUCUCCUGAACCAGGACGUCAUGAAAUGUCCAUGGAUGAAAGUGCCAUUUUGUGGAAUACAGAGUACUCUGAGGUACCAAAGUCUGUCUGCAGUGAGAGUUGCCCCCCUGGAUAUAGAAAAGCUGCUCGUCGUGGAGAACCAGUUUGUUGUUAUGACUGUGCUCCAUGCUCUAAAGGAGAGAUAGCCAACCAAACUGAUUCUCCAGAGUGCUACAUGUGCCCUGACAUGUACUGGUCCGAUGGGAAACAUGAGAAAUGCAUUCCCCAAACUAUCGAGUUCCUGUCUUUUGAAGAAAUACUUGGUGCUGUAUUGUGUACUAUCUCUCUAUUUAUUUGGCUGCUCUCUGCUUUUGUACUCUGUGUUUUUAUUAAAUAUCGUGAUACCCCUAUUGUGAAAGCAAACAAUCGUGAACUCAGCUACCUUAUCCUUGUAUCUCUCAUGCUUUGUUCACUUUGUUCAUUGAUAUUUAUUGGGCAUCCAGUGAAAACAACAUGUGUGUUAAGACAAACAGCUUUUGGUUUAAUUUUUUCUUUCAGUGUUUCUUGCAUCCUGUCUAAAACCAUAACUGUUGUCAUUGCCUUCAGUGCAACUAAACCUAACAGCAGGUUACGUAACUUGGUUGGGUUAAGAAUCUCUAAUUCUGUAGUAAUUUUUGGUUCCCUCAUUCAGCUGCUUAUAUGCACAGCAUGGCUUUUGAUCUCACCUCCUUUCCCAAAACAAAAUUCCAAAGCUGAAGGUGGAAAGAUAAUUGUAGAAUGUGAUGAAGGGUCAUCCACUGCAUUCUGGUGCAUGCUCGGGUACAUGGGGGUACUGUCAACAGUAAGCUUUAUAGUAGCUUUCUUAGCAAGAUCAUUACCAGACAGUUUCAAUGAAGCCAAGUUCAUUGCCUUCAGCAUGUUGGUGUUUGUCAGUGUGUGGUUCUCCUUCAUCCCAGCAUAUCUGAGUACUAAAGGGAAGUACAUGGUGGCUGUGGAAAUAUUUGCUAUCCUGUCCUCCACUGCUGGAAUGUUAAGCUGUAUAUUUCUGCCAAAAUGUUAUGUUAUAUUAGUAAGACCUGAAUUAAAUACCAGAGAACAAUUAAUGGGAAAAAAGAAUAAUAAAAAUUAA
Messenger RNA from Protopterus annectens (West African lungfish), 2451 nucleotides. Its product is annotated as extracellular calcium-sensing receptor-like. Gene Ontology annotation, cellular component: membrane. NCBI's taxonomy places the organism in Eukaryota, Metazoa, Chordata, Ceratodontiformes, Protopteridae. The record is from RefSeq and is a predicted model, not a curated record. Gene Ontology annotation, molecular function: G protein-coupled receptor activity. The transcript has 6 exons. The coding region runs from base 1 to 2451 and encodes 816 amino acids. Gene Ontology annotation, biological process: G protein-coupled receptor signaling pathway.